CGGCGCGGUAUCGGUUUGCGUCCGGCCACCGGUCUCAGCAGCAAGUUCAGUCAGAUCCGACCGCCCGCGCCGCGAUGCUGGCCCGCAACCACUUACCCUCCCCUUUUGUUCGUACGUCUCGAUCGCUUUAACUGUUCAUUUUUUUAUUCGAAUAGUGCCGCAAAUUGCUGGAAACGUAAUCAAUAAAAAAUAAUUAACCUAAUCAUAGGAAUAAAAAUUAUAAUAGUGUAAUUUGAUGUAUUUCUAACUAAUUAAUCUAGUGUACUUAUGCUUUGAACGUGGUUAGGUAAAUUUUUCCAAGACUACCACCGACUGACUCUGCUGCAAUACCGUCAAGAUGAAACGAAUGUUAUCAAGAUGGUUGUCAGUGGUGUUAAUGAUUGCCAUUACGUUGCCUUUGCAAAAAUGUGAAGACUUAAAACAAGAUGCUAGUAAUACAACGGCGUCGUCGACGAUGACUACGUCUAAAGCCAUAGUGUCCAUUACCGAAACGGCGGCCACCGCAUGGACAACGGACGCUGAUUACGGAAUGACGUUAUCGCCAAACGAAACGUUUGUGGGCAAACCGAGUAAGUUUGACGAGCACGUGGAAGAAUGGCAAUAUGUGGACAGUCCACUAUGGAAUGCCACCGCGGAGUCAGGAAAUUAUACGUCCAACGUUCUCUCUCCACCACCCGCACCACCUUGCAAAACGUGCGCCAUCAAACCCCGCGACAAACGUCACCAAGACAGGCCGUCCAAAUCGAAAUUCGCCACAAUCCCGGCACACAAAGCCAUUGCCACCGGCGUUAAAUCGGCAUAUCGCCUAAAACGUAUCCGACGUUCAGCCGUCGCAUUCCCAUCGGCUACUGGCGCUGACAUGACCUAUCCAUCGCCGGCCGCAUAUCGGCGUCGUCACCGGUAUCGGUACUACGAACCAUCGCAACACCCAGCCGUGACGGCCUGGGAUCGAAACGCCGAUUUUCGCCGUCGAUACCUCAGAUUUCCACCCACGCACGACGCUCCACCGCCGCCGCCUUCGUUCAGCGGCUGGGCUCCCUCAGGACCAUCGGUUUUAGGGCCGGUGCCUCAAUCACCAUACGCCUUCCAUCAUUCCCCUCAACCAGCCAUGGGACCCAGGAGUCCAAGACUCGUAUUCCGCGACCCCGUGGAUUCUGGUACUCUUCAAGCGCCAUUCGGUCCCCCCAGCGGACUCCAAGACCUGUUGAUAUCGCCAGCUGACGAAGGAAUCAAAGAUGGAUGGGUGGACCCGGACGUUACAGAGGGCAAACGAAACAAACCGUGUGCCACGGGAAGCUGCGAGUUCUUGCUCACUUGCUGGAUGGCUUCCGGGUACAUCGAGAGCACCUGCGGCGGCUUCCUGUACGUCUGUUGUGACCGAAAUUCCGCCAAACAACAAAACGACAAUUUCGCUAUCAAUACUAACAGAGCAUCGGUACCGGUCGACUACGGUCCAGUGACUAACGAUCCCAGUUGUGGCGUAUCGGUGGUCAAGCAACAAGGAGCACAGAGGAGAAUAGUCGGAGGUGACGAAGCUGGAUUUGGCAGUUUCCCUUGGCAGGCCUACAUCCGCAUUGGUUCAAGUCGUUGCGGGGGUUCUCUGGUCAACAGAUACCACGUGGUUACAGCCGGACAUUGUGUAGCGAGAGCUUCGGCCAGACAAGUUCAAGUCACUCUCGGUGAUUAUGUAAUUAACUCGGCUGUCGAACCCCUUCCGGCGUACACGUUUGGCGUGAGGAAAAUAAGUGUUCACCCAUAUUUUAAAUUUACACCACAAGCUGAUCGUUUCGAUGUGGCGGUACUAAAAUUGGAUCGACCUGUGCAGUAUAUGCCACACAUAGCUCCCAUAUGUUUACCGGAGAAAGGAGAAGAUUUCCUGGGUCAAUAUGGCUGGGCGGCCGGCUGGGGAGCUCUGCAAGCUGGUUCUAGAUUGAGACCUAAGACUCUACAAGCCGUCGACGUUCCUAUUAUCGACAACAGGCAGUGCGAAAAAUGGCACAAGUCCAACGGCAUCAACGUCAUCAUAUACGACGAGAUGAUGUGCGCCGGUUACAGAGAAGGAUCCAAAGAUUCGUGUCAAGGCGAUUCCGGCGGACCUUUGAUGUUGGAAAAAACGGGACGUUGGUAUCUGAUCGGUAUUGUGUCUGCAGGGUACUCGUGUGCACAACGCGGUCAGCCCGGUAUUUACCACAGGGUACCAUUGACCGUCGACUGGAUAUCUUACGUGAUCAACUCUCAAUAAGAAAUAAGAUCGUCGGAACGGAAAUAACAGCAAUAGUAACAAUAAUAAGAACAAUGUUGAUUAUUAUCGGAAUAAUUGCGUAGUUCAGUAUUAUAUGUGAUGCUCACACGUGUUAAAUACAUAAUAAUUAUUGGUCAGCCAAAUACGCUUUCGGUCCGUUACGACGGGGCUGAAUUUUCACCACCGUCACUGUUGUUGUUAUUAUAUUUGCUAUUGUUGCUAUCACUAUNA
Messenger RNA from Daktulosphaira vitifoliae (grape phylloxera), 2473 nucleotides. Its product is annotated as serine protease 42-like. The transcript has 8 exons. Gene Ontology annotation, biological process: proteolysis. Lineage: Eukaryota; Metazoa; Arthropoda; Insecta; Hemiptera; Phylloxeridae. Gene Ontology annotation, molecular function: serine-type endopeptidase activity. The coding region runs from base 338 to 2242 and encodes 634 amino acids. The record is from RefSeq and is a predicted model, not a curated record.